AUGACAGCUACAAAGACAACACCCUCUGAACGUCAAGUCAAUGUUCUGUUUGUCUGUCUUGGGAACAUCUGCCGGUCUCCCAUGGCCGAGGGAGUCUUUCGGAACAUGGCUGCCUCCCACCCUCUAAUCAACGAGAUCGAUUCCGCCGGCACCGGUGCUUAUCAUACUCACGAACCUCCUGACUCUCGCACCAUGUCUACUCUCCGCCAACACGGUAUUAAGAACUACAACCACGCCGCCAGAAAGGUCACCAAGGAGGACUUCUUGACGUUCGACUAUCUCAUGGCUAUGGAUAAGCACAACUUGCGCGACCUCCUGGACGUGCGCGAAUCUGUCACUGCUUCCUUGAGCAAAUCAAAGAAGACUGCCAAGGUUGCGGAGGUACGGUUAUUUGGGGACUUUGGAGCCGGUGGAGCGUUGCAUGAACGUGUUGGGGGUGGCGAGGUGGUGCAGGACCCUUAUUAUGGGGGUGUCAAUGGGUUCGAGGAGGUUUACCAGCAGGUUGUUCGGUUUUCGAAGGGCUUUUUGGAUUACCUAGAGAAGAACCAGGGUGAUGAGGCGGAUAACUGA
Aspergillus nomiae NRRL 13137 is the source of this 570-nucleotide messenger RNA. It is a transcript of the gene ltpA, whose product is annotated as tyrosine protein phosphatase LTP1. NCBI's taxonomy places the organism in Eukaryota, Fungi, Ascomycota, Eurotiomycetes, Eurotiales, Aspergillaceae. Bases 1 to 570 code for a protein of 189 amino acids. Gene Ontology annotation, biological process: protein dephosphorylation. The transcript is spliced from 2 exons. The record is from RefSeq and is a predicted model, not a curated record. Gene Ontology annotation, molecular function: non-membrane spanning protein tyrosine phosphatase activity; acid phosphatase activity. Gene Ontology annotation, cellular component: cytoplasm.